Messenger RNA from Trichoderma citrinoviride, 1254 nucleotides. RefSeq names its product alpha/beta-hydrolase. Lineage: Eukaryota; Fungi; Ascomycota; Sordariomycetes; Hypocreales; Hypocreaceae. The coding region runs from base 1 to 1254 and encodes 417 amino acids. The transcript has 2 exons. The record is from RefSeq and is a predicted model, not a curated record.
AUGGCCUCUUCAUCCUCACCUUCAUCCUCAUCCCCCGUCUUCGACGUCCGGGAACACACCAUUCAAGCCUCACACAUACGCGAAUACCCUCGCGCAACAGCAGUCUCCCAGGACGAACCCCUCCUCCUCCACGUCAAGCAAUACACGCCCAAGCACGGCGGCCCUCCGCGCAAAGGCGACAUUACCAUCAUUGGCGCCCACGCAAAUGGCUUCCCCAAGCCCUCAUCUCACUUCAUAUCUCCCACUAACAUCUUCAUGUUACAAAACAACACAGCAAGCUGGCUCGACUACGCCCGCGACAUCCUCCACCUCAUCAACACCUUCCGCCCUCCCCGCCCCCUCAUCGCCAUGGGCCACUCCUUUGGCGCAAACGCCCUCACAAACGCAGCCCUCGCCCACCCGCGCCUCUUCGCCGGCAUGGUCAUGCUCGACCCCGUCAUCGCCCGCUUCGCCUCCAGCCGCAAGGACCUCCCCAGCUCGCCCGAGACGUACGCCUCGCCCGCCUCCCUCAGCGCCUUCCGCCGCGACACCUGGCCCUCCCGCGACGCCGCCGCCGCGGCGUUCCGCUCAAAGGCAUUCUACCAGUCAUGGGACCCCCGCGUCCUCGAUCUCUUCAUCCGCUACGGCCUCCGUGACGUCCCCUCCUCAUCCUCAUCCUCCUCCUCCCUAAAGCUGCCCGACGAGACGAUGCAGCUCGACGACUCCAAACACAAGGUGUACAUCUACGACCUCGACGCCGAGCUCUCCUCCGACAGCGACCUCGACCCCUCCACCAACCUCCUCACAAACCCCUCCCUCGCCCCCGACCACGACAUCGACCCAAGCGCCCCCUCCACCAUCCCCUUCUACCGCCCCGAAGGCAACAACACCGCCGCCCGCCUCCCCCACCUCAGGCCCCCCGUCCUCUACGUCUUCGGCGCCACGUCAACCGUCUCCCCGCCACACCUCAUCCGCGAGAAGCUCGAGACGACGGGCGUCGGCGUCGGCGGCAGCGGCGGCGCAAGGCCCGGCCGCGUCAAGCACAUCACCCACCCGCAGGCCGGCCACCUCGUGCCCCUCGAGGAGCCCCUCUUCUGCGCCGCGGCCGCCGCCGGCUGGAUCAAGGCCGAGAUGGACAGGUGGUGGGACGAGGAGAAAGAGUACGAGCAGUGGACCCGGAAGCCCCUGGAGGAAAAGGCGACCCUCGACGACGAGUUCAAGAAGCGCCUUGCGUUGCCCAACCGUAAGGGCGACAAGACCAAAGCGAACCUCUAG